Molecule: messenger RNA, 7181 nt
Organism: Oreochromis niloticus (Nile tilapia)
Lineage: Eukaryota; Metazoa; Chordata; Actinopteri; Cichliformes; Cichlidae
Gene: atxn1b
Product: ataxin 1b
Exons: 3
Coding region: 677-3178 (833 amino acids)
Biological process (GO): negative regulation of transcription by RNA polymerase II; nervous system development
Cellular component (GO): nucleus
Molecular function (GO): protein binding; RNA binding
Source: RefSeq, a predicted model, not a curated record
ACACUGAGUGAGAGAGAGAGAAAGCGAGAGAGAGAGAGAGAGAGAGAAGCAACCAAGCAGAGAGGGAGCUGGCGGUCUGGUGGCCUUGCAUAACACACGUUAGAGCAGCCUUGCACGUAGGUCUUGGUGUGAGCUCUAGAAGUGGGGAACUUCCUUUACCGUCAGCUCGUUGCAGGGGCAGCAUACCCUCCAAAAACCGGAAUUCAGAGGCAGAGACAGAGAGAGAGGGAGCGAGAAGGAGGCAUAACAGGAGCAGCUUUACAGCACAGGCUCCAGGAGAGGAGAGCAGCACAAAGGAGAGAAACGGGAAGAGGAGUCCUACUAGGAAACACGUCUCUAACACAGACGCACACGCGCUGACAGGCAGGAAGAAUCCUCGGACAUGCUCUGCAAGCAGUGGCUGUGGUGAGACUGAUUCCCAUCGACAUUGUGGAAGAGGCGGAUCGAUCAGAGAUGAUUCCUCAUGAAGUCUUUGGGGCUCAUUUUGUGAGCAGGAGUGACUCCGUCUUCUCCGGUGUGAGACCCUGAACAGUGAAAACAAACAACAGAGGCAGAGUCACCAAGCCCAGAGAGGCUGGCCCUUCAUAUAACCACUGAGGGGAGGUGAGACAGAGAGAAAGUAGCCUCAGAGGGACCUAGAAGCAGUGCCAGGGAAUAUUAAAACCGCAGCGGCACAAUGAAAUCUAACCAAGAGCGAAGCAAUGGAUGCCUUCCUCCUAAGAAGCGUGAGAUCCUGGCUAUGGAGCAGAGGCCAGUGGUAGUAGCAACAGCAACACCACCUGCUGCAGUUGCAUCUGAUAGUCCCCACACAGAAAACCUAGCAUGGCUGGCCAGUGUAGCCAGUGAACGCUGCAAAUCCAGGGAAGCAGAGAGCCCCCGAUGUCCCGUCUCCUCUGCUUCCUCCUCUUCUCCCUCCACUUCUAUUCCUUCUUCAGCCACACCUAUAUCUGCCCUACCCUUGGCCUCUCUGCCUGCAGUUUACCCCGCAGCCCUACCCCAGCAAGCUGGAACAAUCCAGUUUGCUCAACUGGGACCUAAUGUUCAGUUCAUCAGCUCUGGGCCCUAUGCAGGAUACAUAUCCUCUCAUAUCAUUUCAACAAAUGCUAAUUCUGUGCAAAACAGCUCGACCAUAGUAGGACAGCGUCCCCAGCUGGAUGGUUACACCACUGCCCUUAUCUCGCCCAACACCAAAGGGGAGCAGCAGUUUCAAAUAGGCCUCUCCCCCACUGAACUGGCCCCCGUGUCACUCCCAAGCUCUCCUCAAGUCACCAGCCAGUACAUCCACCUGGACAGCAGAGCACCUCUGACUGUCAGUGGAAAUGCCGUCGCCUCACCUACGGCCCAACUUCAGCUCCACCCUCACACAGCCGUCCUCCCCCAGACGCUUACCCUUGCUCCUUCCCAGCUCGUGGUCCAGUAUGCAGAUGGUUCAGCUGGAAAGAAACCAGAAGGGCACGCUAAGGCUGUGCUGAACGGGGAAGUGGAGGUAGCCAAACAGGCAAAAGCCACUAGUCAGCCAGCAAACCAUCAGCAGGUGCAGAGUUAUGAGGCCAGACAUAUUCUCCUACCUGCUGACUAUGGCCAAAACCCUGCAGGACUCCAGACCUCUUUGGUGCUUGUGGCCCAGCCCAACCAUGGAGCUGAACACGAACCUGGCUCAAAUAAGAUCUCUUUAGUCCAGACUGAGAAAGGAGGGAUUUGCUUGGGAAAGCCAGUGUCCAGACCUUCGUCUUUUGCCUCCUUUUCUUCGUCAGAAGUGGUGAAGUCUGUUGCUCCACAUACUGUCAUCCAGACCACUCUACCCCCUGACGAGAUGCCAGCCAGUCUCUACUCUUCCACACAGGCACCGAUCAUUGGCUAUAUCACAAGUGCAAACCAGCAUACUGUCAGCUACCACGCAGCACUGCCUCCGCACCUGGUCAUCCCGAGUGGCCAAUCCCUCCUCAUUCCAGUCAGCAGUUCCAAUAACUGCGCAGAAAUGGAGGUUAGUCGUACUGUAAGUGCCCUCACCGCCACCACUACCCCUCAGAUAUCCACCGCCAUGCCUCAUGCCUAUCUGGCCACAGCCCUGUCCAAGUGUGAGGCACUAGGGCCAGAUGGAAGUCAACCACCCACCGCAGUUGCACAGGCUCCAGCAUUGUCAGUACUGCCUUCAAACCCGAUUCCUGCAGUGGUGGCUACUCCCUCCCCGACUCCCACUCCAGUUCCCGCUUCUGUCCCUGCUGCCAUCCAGGCCUCCCCCUCGGUUUCCGCUUCCUCCUCUCCUGUGGCGCUUCCUCCUUUCUUCAUGCGGGGCUCCAUCAUCCAGCUGGCCGAUGGAGAGCUGAAGCGUGUGGAGGACCUCAAGACAGAGGACUUCAUCCAAAGCGCUGAGAUUAGCAGCGAGCUCAAGAUAGACUCCAGCACCGUGGAGCGUAUAGACAGUGGUCAAAGUCCUAAUGCUGUGGUUAUACAGUUUUCUGUAGGAGAGCUCAAAGCCCAGGUGUGUGUGGAGGUGCUGGUGGAGUAUCCUUUCUUUGUCUUUGGCCAGGGCUGGUCGUCGUGCUGCCCUGACCGGACCACACAGUUGUUUGAGCUGUCCUGUGCUAAGCUCUGUGUGGGGGAUGUGUGUGUGUCGCUGACCCUCCGUGGGAUGAGGAAUGGUUCUCUAACAGACAGCCCAGCUUUGGGGAACAAGCUAAAGCCCGGCCACCUCUCUGACUCCUGUCACAACAUGGAUCCCAAUCUAAGGAACAGUAUGAGUGCAAACUCUGUGGGCAGUAACAACGGUCUUCUCAUGAAGGCUUCCAAUGGAGACAGACUGGAGAGGCAGCAGCCCACUGGUCCGGGACCAGGAGUAGAGCUACCAGCAGGAUUGGGAAUACUUCCGGGACAGGCAGAAGGGAUCUACAGAGCUGGACCUGUGCUGGCAAUCUCUGGGACUGGAGACGUAAGACAGGAAUCAGUGAAAACAGACAUGUCUACUCUGUCUAAACAACAAUGCAGUGAGGCAGAGAGACCUGCAGUCCGCAAGAGACGCUGGUCAGCACCGGAGCGAGACCAGACUGAGAGAGCUGAGGACGAGCCUCCCGUGACUCUGCCCAAACCCUCCUUCCUCCCUCACGAGGUCAAAAUCAGCAUAGAGGGCCAUUCACGUACAGGGAGUGAAAGAUGCUUGAACAAAAGAGUAGACUGUUGAGAGAAUUUUAAAGAAUUUUAAACACCUGCGAGAUGGGUUGUGUUUAGUCCCCACCCCCAACCUCCUUGUUUCUCUCUAUCCAGACUACUGUAAUAUAAGACUGAGUUUACGCAGUAUUUACAUGUUUUCUUUUCUUUCAUACAAGUCUGAUACAUAUAAGUAAGGACAGCGGAAUACCUUCAUAAGUGGUAUCACACACAAGAUCAGUGCAAUCAAUGCUGAAAGCAAAAAUGAAUGCAGAGUGAAUGUUGAGUACGAAUGGCUGGCACACAUCUGAGAGUCAUUUGGUUUGCGUGUCACAUAUCAUAAGCUGGCUCUCCGUUGGAGAUGGACUUUAAACAUGGUGGAUGCAGGUCAGUUAACCAUUUAACAAGAGCAAGCACAGACCCUGACGUCAGUGUUUAGAAAGUCGGUAAAUAUAUUUCGGUUUGGUUGUGAUUCACUGUUAAUUUGGUUUGUUGUGGCGCGAGGGAGUCAAAGAGAGACCUUCUGAUGUUUUGAUGAGAACGCUCAGUCAUAACAACGAUAAACUCUGAGUUUUAGAUUAUUUGUCUUUUUAUGCCGUUACAAAUCCAUAUGCUACUGCAGGUGGCCUUGUCUGUGUAUGUGUGUGUGUGCGUCACUGAGUGUUUGUGCCUGAGCGUUGGUCUCUGUGUGUGUGUUUUUUUUCCAUGUCUGUUAAACAGACCACAGGAUUAAAGCGUGCAUGUUGCUGGAAGCUAUGAGCUCAAUUGUUAACCUGUAAAUCAAGACUGAUAAGGCCUGAAUGUAAACCACUCAGUCUGUCCUCAGUACUGACUCGUGAAGUCGUGCACGCGCUGUUUGCCACGCCACUCACAAGAUAAGGUGACGGCAGCUGCACAUAGAUGCAUUCCUCUGGUAAAGUUCCUUUGUUGACUUUGCCUCAAUACCUUGACCUUGAGUUUUAGUCUCAUACUCCCUUUCAGCGACUGCGUGCUUCACUAAAUUACAUCUGUCGUUAGCUGUGGCUGCUGUAUACAGUGUUUCAGAUCCAUACAAACAGAGAUAAAUCAAGGUAUUUCUAUCUAAUAAAGUUUCAGUUAAUUCCUGUGUGGAUUGAGCCCUAAUACUGCAAUGCAAAACAUAGCUGGCUAACUGCAUUAACUAAUGAGGCACCCGGAAGACACAGAGCAACAUUCAUUUGGAGUGUUUUUCAGACAGCCAGGAAGACGUUAAGUCCACUUUAUCAUACUUUUUAGCUUUUUUUUUGUAACCACUUCCCGAAGAGUAUAUCUGGCUUUUGCUAAUCUCUGCAUCACCAGCUAGUUGCUGACACGCUUGUCUGCUGUUUGGUGCUGGACGAGUACAAGCUAACUGAAAUCAGCUGCCAGUAAGAGUGGAGAUAGAAUGUUGCAGGCCGCAACUGCACAAUAUUAAACUGAACGAUGCUGAACAGCUCUGUGGCUCUCUUAUUAUUGCAGUGAGCUUGCUUUCAUUACAGAAUCUAUGGCCUUAGAUCUAUAGUAUGUAUCUAGUUCACAGCAGCACAUGGUUCUUUGGGUUUUUCCGUUAAAAACCUUAAAGGCGGUGUGCCUUUCUUAAGCCCGUACAUGUAUUUCAGAGCACUGCUGUUCCGAUUAAAACAGCAAACGUUACUUUCUGACAGUAGAUUAGUGGACAUGUUAUUUCUUUCCUAAAGAAAUAUCCUACAAUUCAUACUCAGGAACAAUAUAUGUCUGUGUGCGUGUGAGCAGCCAGUUUAUGCCGUGUGUGUGAGCGUGUGUGCGUGUAGGCCUGAAACAAUGUUGUGUGUGUCCACAGUCAUGUGUACAUGUGUGUUUUGACAGCAGCACUUUGAUGAAGCAUCCGAAUGGAGUGUGGUGGCGGUGUCCCUCCUACUCAGCUACUAUUAGAUAUUAUGAGAAUAACUGACUGUUUUUCAUCGCAUCACAUGUCCUAAAGGUUUAUCACUGAGAGAGAGAGAAAACACAUUAUAUAGUGGAGCAGGGAAUGUAAACACACAUUGGGCAAACUUUAUUUUUGAUGAUUUAUAGAGCUACUAUUCAGAGAAAGAAAGAGAGAAAUGCAGAGUUAACUAGCCAGCUAGUGUUGAUCAUGUACAGUGCAUUGUAAUCUAGAAAGUGUACAGUGUGUAUUUAACCCUUAUGUAGCCUAUGUACUGUAUGUGCCACGGCGCCUCCUUCUUCAAUCAUUCCAUUAAUGCACCAAAACCAAGUGGUCCUAUCGUUUCCGUCACUUCUGGUAUUGAUCAAAUGUCAAUGAAUGUGCUAUACCUCUUCAUAAUUAGGGCCUCCUCAGACGUAAUUUGAUUUGCACACUGCAACUUUACAGUAUGUGUGAAUAUGGACUGCAGUUUCUCAUAAUAGCCAUUGAACUCCUAAAAGGUGUUUAUUGUAAACCCAAGUAACCAGACUGUUCUGUUUGUGUUUGACUGCUCAGGCUAAACACUGCCCAGUGACUGUUCUCCAAAGCUACGUGGUCUUAUAUCCUACUCACUGUUACAAAGCAGAGCUCCUGUUUGAUCCAUUUCUUUUUCCUAGCCUGGCCCAUGUUUGUAUUUUCCUAAAGCAAAUUAUUUUUCAACUACAGACGUGUAAGGACUCCAUGACACAGGAAAAACAUAUUUGAAAUGUCUAAUAGAAAAAAAUGUUUGUUUUUUAAAAUUUUUUCUUAUUGUCAACAAAUCUCUUCGCUGCCCCCUGUCUGUGGCAUCAAACUAUACUCACUCCUACUGAAUAGUUGGUGUUCAAAGCUAAAUCAUAGUUUAUAUUUCAUUUGACGUAAAUUAGGAACUGAACCAUAUGGACAAAAGUACCACACCACCUGCACACUGGACCUACAGGAGCUGCUCGGCCAUGGAAACCCAUGCUAUGAAGCUCCCAGCGCACAGUUUUUGUGCCAGAGGAGGUUUGGAGCUCUGCAGUUACUGAGUCAGCAGAGCGUUUGUGACUUUUACACACUAUACACCUCAGCACUUCCCGCUUUGUAAUAUAACCACUUACAGCUGAUCAUGUAGUAUCUGGGAGGGAAGACGUUUCACUCUCUCAACGUCAGUGAGCUCUCUAUAGAGAAUGACCAGUUCCUUUACAAGUGUUUGUCAAGGCACACAUGACUAAGUGCUUGGUGUUAUGUGACAAUGGGACUGAAAACACCCCCAAUACUUUUGUCCAUAUGGUGUAUUUCCAGCUGUAGAUUUAGGUGCUAUCUUUGGUGAGUAUGUGUGGACCUAGCUAAAACUACAGUACUCAAGGUCAUUAUAAUGACAGUAUUUUCAACCACUUUUGAAUGUUAGUCAUGGUUUCCUUUGAUUGUGGAUCUUCAUGUUUUCAUGUGUUUUCUUUGUUGACAAUAAGAGAAACAUGUUACCAGUCUUAACUUCAAAAGCCCUGCAGAGUCACGCAGUUAUUGUUGGUAGUCAGUCCUCUACUCAGCUGUGCGUGCUGUGAAUGAAAUGGUGUGUAUUAAUAAAGGUAAAUAAAGGUGGACAUCAUCACACUCUAAUGGGGGCAGAGUUUGUACUUGAAAGGUUGGUCUGCACUUGUAACCACACGUGUAAGCGCUUUACUGUAAGUUCAAGACCUUUGGUUUCCCCCCACAGCAGCCAUUAUGACACAAAAUGAUACGUAAAUGCAGAAAUCACAUGAAUUAUAACGCUGCACCUAAACAGAACAGAUGGUUCAUUAAUGUCAAUAAUAACUCCUGCUUUUUCCAGCUAAUUCAUGCCAGAAUGGCUGCUGUGAAGUAGGUCCAUAUCACACUGUUGGAAAGGUUUAGUAAUAAUAUAGAUCCAACCCCUUUUGCUCUAAUUUAUAUUCUAAAGAUGGGCCCCUUAGAAUAUGUAAUUUUCACAGCUGUUCUGUACAAUGUUGAAUAUGGCAUAUAGGUGCUGCAUUGUGGUGAUCUAUGGAAUUGCACUUUGACAUGUGGGUGUGCGUGCGUGCGUGCGUGCGUGUGCGUGGGGAGGGGUGAAAGCGUAACUGAUAAACACAAGUAAUGUACAGCAUGUCUGGGAGGAAUUGUA